Molecule: messenger RNA, 2029 nt
Organism: Sitodiplosis mosellana (orange wheat blossom midge)
Lineage: Eukaryota; Metazoa; Arthropoda; Insecta; Diptera; Cecidomyiidae
Exons: 2
Coding region: 1-1092 (363 amino acids)
Source: RefSeq, a predicted model, not a curated record
AUGAUAAGAACCAGAUUCAAUAACCGUCGAAGAAGUAGUUCAGACUCAAAUAAUAAUUCUCCAUCAGAAAUUGAUGGAGAACCUAUUAGAAUAGAGUUAAGUGACGGAAUCGAAAUAGGAAAAAAUGAAAUCGUUUGGAUUAAACACAAUCUGUGUUUGGAUACCCUUGUAAUUGUACAAGAUAUUUUAGAUGGCGGCAGAGUUGAAGUGCGAAAUUUGAUUGACAACAAUGUGAUAAUAAUUGGCUCAGAGCAUUUGACACUGCAUACCGAAAUUCAGCUCGACAGUGAAAUCUAUUCUGGAAAUAGGACGUUGGCAUUGAUCAAAGAGCGUAAUUGUCGAAAAGCCAUCGAAAAACUGACGAGAUCGAUAAAUGCGGUUGAACGAUUGAAAUUUUGUUCCGAUGGAUUAAAAAAAAUUCUGGCCGACAUCAGGGACGGAGAUUUUUCCAAACUUGAAUCGCAACUAACACGAUGUCACCUGAAAACGGACAAGCAACAAUUCAAGCUCAAUGUCUACGACUUAAGGCACAAAAUGAAACUUGCUCCAGCAACCAUAUCGAAUGAAGAGGCACAAUCAAUCGCUGAGAAAAUUUUACAAGACAAACGUGGCAUUCCAUUUGAAUUGCCGAGAUGGCAAAACAGCGAGAGAAACAUUAUUUUAACCUGUUCCGUUUGCCUAAGACAAAAUAACAAGAUGGAGUUGAAGCGAUGUACGAAAUGUGCCAGCAUAUUUCAUGAAAGUUGCCAUCGGAAUGAAACGGAAUGUCGCCAAUGUUUAGCUGGAAAUACACCGACCGAUAUUGUGUAUGCAAAAGCCGCAAAAGUCGGAAAAGCGAUAAAAUGGUGGCCGGCGAUUGUCAUUCCAAAUAACCAAGUGCCAGACAUGUACAGGAAGAACCCCAUUCAACCAGGUUUUGUCUUCGUGUACGUCAUUGGUUCGGUCAAGUCAACUUAUGAACAAGUUCACGCAUCGAAUCUUCUCACAUUUCGCAUUGACGAUGCCCUACGGAACGCCAUUCUGAAAAGAGUCGACGCAACUUUGAAUGCUGCCCUUCGAAUUGCGGCGGCACUCGACGAUGGAUUGGCGUGAACAUGGCAAGAGCUGGACUCAAAAACAUUCAUAUGUUUUGUUUGAAAAUAAAAUUGACGAGAAGAUUUGACAAGGAAAAAAAAACGUUUUUUUUUGCUAUGGAGUUGAGUUUUUCAGUUUUGACCAAGAAUUAUUUUGAGAUGUCAGCCCAAAUUCAAACAAAAAAAUAAUUGCAGUGAACUUUCUUGCCCUUUUCAAUAGAAGCAUCUUUCAAGAAAAAUGAUUUCCUGUUUGUGUUCACAUUUCAUCUAAAACAACAUGGACUUUUGGGUAAACCAUUUACCUAGCCAAAAUAAAUCAUAAUGCUGCUGCAAUUGCAGUUGAGGUUAGUUUUAACACCGAUCUGAAAGUAUGAAUAAUCAAACGGGUGAUUGGCAAUCAACAAUCAGUGAUUUUAAAUCAAAAUUUCGUUUAGUUUUCAUUAUAUGAAAAUAUAAAAUGUCAGAAAUUAGAUCAGAAAUUGAUUUUUGUUCAGUUUUCAGCACUGGUGCCGCAAAGUCAUUAUUCUAAUUUACUCAAAUUCUCAACGGGAGAGCUACUUAUUGACUCUACAAUUUUAGAAUCGACAACGAUAGUUUUGAAGGAAAGAAAAAAUUGACAUUUACUCUAAGCGAUGCGUUUUGAAUUUUUCAUUGGAGUAUUUGCUCGUAGUAUUCGGGUGACCGAAUCAAGCAAAUAAAUCAUUUUGAAUCGUUGUCGAUUCUAAAAUUGUAGAUUCAAUAAGUAGCUCUCACGUUGAGAAUUUGAGUAAAAUAUAAUAAAAAAUGUGUUUCAUAGAGUCAAUACUACAGUUGGCCAAACUAAAGGUGACCAUGAAUAAAGUAUUCCACGAUAGCUGCGUUUGAAAUUGUUCAACAUCACCAAUUCAUGUAUGCAAUCUGCACCAUCAAAAGUUUAAUGUGUACAUUAAAUGAAUUUUAAUCAUGCACAAACAAAA